Molecule: messenger RNA, 704 nt
Organism: Haemorhous mexicanus (house finch)
Lineage: Eukaryota; Metazoa; Chordata; Aves; Passeriformes; Fringillidae
Product: keratin-associated protein 5-7-like
Exons: 2
Coding region: 175-414 (79 amino acids)
Source: RefSeq, a predicted model, not a curated record
GUACCCCGGGUGAUCCACGGGGUCGGAAUUGCCGAGGGAUGCCUCAUUUCCAGGGGAGGAGGCUUUGGAGCGUAUAAAAGGUGUCCCAGCCCAGGGGUCUUCAUUCGAUCAUCUCCACUUCUCCUCUCCUCCCUCCACUGCUCAGCAGGCUUCGCCUCCACUCCCAUCACCAAGAUGCCCAACGGAUGCUGCGGUGGCGGAAGUAGCUACACCAUGUGCUGCUACAGCAGCCCCAAGACCUGCAAGAGGCCGAUGUGCUGCAGCCCCAUGCAGUGCUGCAGCCCCUGCUGCACCCCCUGCUGCAUGCCCAUGCAGUCCUGCUGCAUGUCCAUGCCCUGCUGCUACACCAUCAGCAGCAACAACAGCGGCUGCUGCGGCGGCAGCAGCAGCGGCGGUUGCUGCGGCAGCAGCUAAACCCACCGGGCUCGUUCCCUCUUGGAUACGGAUUUGGAUAUGGAUAUGGCCCCAAACGCUCCUCCUCCUGUGCUUAGAGGCUGUAGAACUCCUCUUCUUCUCCUGCCUUCCCUCACCUCGUGCUUGUGACCUGCCCUGAAGCCGCCGCCCAGCGAGUUCCUCCCGCGAGCGCUGGCGCUGCUCUUCGCUCUCCUCUUGGUGCAUGGGAUGUUUCACUCUUUUCAUCGCUGUUUUGCUUCAAUCUUUCUGGAAAAAAAAAACAAUAAAAUCUGUAGUUUGUGACCCUGCAA